Myiozetetes cayanensis is the source of this 1653-nucleotide messenger RNA. It is a transcript of the gene S100B, whose product is annotated as S100 calcium binding protein B. Gene Ontology annotation, biological process: positive regulation of cell population proliferation; positive regulation of canonical NF-kappaB signal transduction. Gene Ontology annotation, cellular component: cytoplasm; nucleus. The coding region runs from base 83 to 361 and encodes 92 amino acids. Gene Ontology annotation, molecular function: RAGE receptor binding; zinc ion binding; S100 protein binding. The record is from RefSeq and is a predicted model, not a curated record. Lineage: Eukaryota; Metazoa; Chordata; Aves; Passeriformes; Tyrannidae. The transcript has 3 exons.
GCAGCGAGUCCCGGGGGCGCCCGGCCAGAGCGCAGCGCUGAGCCACAGCCCCGCCGGCAGCAGGGAGGGCCACGCCAUAACCAUGUCUGAGCUGGAGAAGGGCAUGAUCGCCAUCAUCGAUGCCUUCCACCAGUACUCCGGGAAGGAGGGGGACAAGCACAAGCUGAAGAAAUCAGAACUGAAAGAGCUCAUUAACAAUGAGCUGACCCAUUUCCUCAGUGAGAUCAAAGACCAGGAGACUGUGGACAAAGUCAUGGAGGCACUGGACAGCGACGGGGACGCAGAGUGCGACUUCCAGGAGUUUGUAGCCUUCAUUGCCAUGGUCACUGCCGCUUGCCACGAGUUCUUCGAGCACGAGUGAGCUGGUGGAAAGGAGGCUCUCUGCUGGAGAGAUGCAAGGCAGCAUCGCUCCUCUGGGGAAAGGACUGGGUGUGGCUACAGGCUCCUUAGAGCUCAGCUUGUGCUAGACUUCAGCAGCUUAUUAAAUCCUGCAGCUUUGUGAAACAAAGAAACACCUGCACAGCACAGGAAAGCCUACAGGGCAGUGCCCACCGGGCUGGAGGCAGUGUGUGAGGGCCUUGUCUCAAGCUCCUUCCCUGCUGUUGUAAGCCAGGAAUGUGCACAGGGCUGGAAGCAGGCAGACACCGCGAUUCAAGCUUGCUUGCAAAGGAACAAGGGAAAUUUAGGGGCUGAAGAAGGAGGUGAUGCAGAGGGGCUGGUUAUGGAAGCCUGGUUCUGAGCCCACUGGCCUGAACAGGAAUCAUAGAAUCAGAUGGGUCGGAGAGGACCUCUCAGAUCAUCAAGUCCAACCCUUGAUCCAACACCAUCACAGUUACUACACUAUGGCGCACUAAGGGCCAAUCCAGUCUCUUCUUAAAUACCUCCAGGGACAGAGAAUCCACCACUUUUCUGGGCAGCCCAUUCCAAUGCCUGAUUACCCUCUCUGUAAAGAAUUUCUUCCUAAUACCCAACCUAAACCUCCCCUGGCAGAGCUUGAGACCAUGCCCUUUUGUCUUAUUGAUAGUUGCUUGGGAGAAGAGACCAACCCCCACCUGGCUAUAACCUCCUGUCAGGUAGCUGUAGAGAGUGAUGAGGUCUCUCCCCGAGCCUUCUCUUCUCCAGGUUAAACAACCCCAGUUCCCUCAGCCUCUCCUCAUAGGACUUGUGUUCAAGUCCCUUCACCAGCCUGGUUGCUCUUCUCUGGACCUGCUCCAGCACCUCAAUAUCCUUCCUGAACUGAGGGGCCCAGAACUGGAAGGCUCUCAGUGAUUCCUGUGGGCUCUGUGCAUGGCAUUAACCCAGGAAACCCAGCUCCUGUCCCCUCACAGGGGCUCAGUAGAGCCCACUCAUUUCUUGGCAAAUUGAGACACCCUUGGCUUGCAAGGCAAAGCAUAACCAUCUAAAAGCAUAACCAUCUAACAGCCCGGGCUUUCCUCUCGCUGAUCAAUCCUCCCUGCUUUUGGCAGCCUGCAGAACUGGAAGCAACAGCAUAUGAGGCUUCUGGGCUGGGGUCAGCCCCUGGGCCUGGGAUGUGCCUUUGUAACGUGUCCAGGCUCAGACAGAAGGGAUGGGGCGAUUGGCCCAGUGUGACCACAGACCAGGCACAGCCUCCUGAUUGUGUGGAAGUGGCGAAAAUAAAAUGUGGUUUCAGUC